GGUGACGGAAACUUGUGUUUGGCGCAGAGAUGCAAAGUUUCGUCGGAGUGUCGCACCUCUUGUCGGUUCUUCUGCUGCAGCUGGUACCUGCGCAGAUUUCACAUCCUCCAGAACUUGGUCACUCAAAAGUGAUGGCGUUUCAGGAGGUGUGGGCGAAGAGCUUGUGUCGGCCCAUGGAGCAGCUGGUGGAUGUGGAGCACGAGUACCCAGGAGAAGUGGAGUUCAUCUACAUGCCUGCGUGUGUCCCACUUUGGCGCUGCUCUGGUUGCUGUGGGGACGAGAACCUGGAGUGCCAGGCGACGCUGGAACGCAAUGUCACUCUGCAGGUGAUGAGGAUUCACCCCAUGUUAUCUAUGCAUCAUGUUGAACUCACAUUUGUGGAGCAUCAGAGAUGUGAAUGCAGACUCAGGCAGAAACCCACGAAUAAUAAAAGCAGCAGCGACUCUAUCAAGAACAGACCGAGGAGGAGGAAACACAAGAAGACAGCAAACGGCUGCGGAAAGUGCCAGUUUCCUCAAAACAAGAUUGAUCUUCACUGAUUCACAUCUGUCCGUAGUUUAAUUUGAAGGAGUGAUUUUGGAGUGGCAAACAACAGCUCAUUUGUCAAUUAAUCAUCUCUGACUAUUCAUCUUCAGUCUGUGUAUCUUUCGUCCUCCAGUGCAUCCAUCAGACAUCCCCACUUGUCCAUGACAUUUUUUUCUUUGAUUAAUUGUCAAAGCAAACAAACAUAUCUGCAAACUCUGUGGCUCUAACUCGUGUUUCUAACAGACACAAAUCGUUGGCAGUUUUAAUUUUAGAAAGCUUGUGGGAGGUUUUAAAAAAAAGACAGCAGAUUCAGAACAGGUAAAGAGAUAAUUGGUGGUAUGCUGAAAGUUUAUCAGUUGCCAGGGGAAAAGA
Messenger RNA from Plectropomus leopardus (leopard coralgrouper), 897 nucleotides. Its product is annotated as vascular endothelial growth factor A-like. The record is from RefSeq and is a predicted model, not a curated record. Gene Ontology annotation, biological process: positive regulation of protein phosphorylation; positive regulation of angiogenesis; vascular endothelial growth factor signaling pathway. Lineage: Eukaryota; Metazoa; Chordata; Actinopteri; Perciformes; Serranidae. Gene Ontology annotation, molecular function: chemoattractant activity; vascular endothelial growth factor receptor binding; growth factor activity. Gene Ontology annotation, cellular component: membrane.